Messenger RNA from Ichthyophthirius multifiliis, 1857 nucleotides. RefSeq lists its product as hypothetical. The record is from RefSeq and is a predicted model, not a curated record. Lineage: Eukaryota; Ciliophora; Oligohymenophorea; Hymenostomatida. Gene Ontology annotation, cellular component: Ino80 complex. The transcript is spliced from 2 exons. Gene Ontology annotation, biological process: regulation of DNA-templated transcription; double-strand break repair.
AAACAAAAAAUGAAUACCAAUUAAGCAAAAAUUCAAGACCAAUCCCGUGAAUUUGUCCAAUCAACCAUAAAAAGCCUUUACUAGCGUUCUGAACAUAUAGAAAAAAUGCUAGAAAAAGGCAACGACUCUUUAGUAUUCCAAAUAGGUUCUCAUUCAAUAAAAUAUGGUUUUGCAAAUGAGCAAUAACCUUAAAAAAUCCGUACUUUAAUUGCCUAUAGAACAAAUAAUUCUGAAACUACUUUUUUCCAUGAUAAUUAUCGAAACUACGAUAUUUUAGAUAAGGAAUGUUAAAAAAUAGAAUAAUAACUAAAACAAUAAAAAAAGCUAAAUUAAAAUGCCUAAAAAUCUUAAAAAAAGACCCAAAAAACCAAGGUCGAAUUAAACUUAAAAACCUUAAUUUUUCAAAAUAAAAUGGAAAUCGAAAAUGAUCCAAAAGCAGAUUUUUCCAAAAAAAACAUUCUCUUCGAAGACGAGAUUUUCAUGAUUGAAUAAAAUCCAGAAUUUAUGAUAAGAAAGCCUAUAAAACACGGCUGUUUUAACACCUCCGAAUAUCAAGAAAACUACAAUGCCAUCAUAAACGACAUCGAAAACCUCAUAUAUUAUAUUUUAACCAAAAAAAUGAACCUAAAAUAAAGACAAUUUAACCAAUAUAAUAUCAUUCUAAUAAUCCCUGAUCUCAUGAACCGCUUUUAAUUAAAAAUGCUAGUCACAAUGUUUCUAUAAAAUCUAAAUUUUAACUCCCUAUAUAUGCACUAAGAAAGCAUAAUGGCCUGUUUUGGUUUUUGUAUUGGUUAAGCCUGCGUAGUUGACAUUGGUUCUGAGAAAAUAAACGUUUGCUGUGUUGACGAGGGUAUAAUAAUCCCAAAUACACUAAUAAGGAAAAAUUACGGAGGGGACGAUGUUGACGUAGUCCUUCUUCGGUAAUUAAUAAAAAAGAACUGUACCUCAUUUAAAAAGAAAGGCAAUUAUAAACUCGAAUACAGAAACUUCGGAGACAUGCACUAAAUAGAAAAGCUCAAAGAAAAAUACUGCUCUUUCGAAUUUAUAGAAGACUCAUAAAACAGAAUAUAUGAAAUGCAUUGUGUCAGAAACGGAAUUGAAGAGCUUUUUACGGUUUAGCAUAACGAAAGUAUGUAAAUAGCCCCAUAGAGUUAUUUUAAUGCCGAAAUAUUCAAUUCAUUAUAAAAAAAUACAUAAAAUAAUUACAAAAAUCUCAAUUUUGAUCACUACGAUUAUACGUCUAAAUAUUUUGAUUAUAAUGAAGAUCCUGAGGAUAAUCUAGAAGAUGUUAUAGAAAUCUUAUAAUAAUAAUAAUAUAUAUAAUAAUUAUAAUAAAAUACUUAUAAAUUGAAAUAAGAGGAACUUUUGGAUCCUUAUUUAAUGGUAAAUUUAGAAGAUAUAAUAUCAUAGUCAAUUGCAAAUGUAAAAGACUCAGAACUAAGAAAAAAACUAGCAAAUCAUAUAUUUAUUAUAGGCGGAGGUAAUUCUAUGUAAAAUAUGGCGGAAUAACUAGAGGACAAACUUAUAGAAAGAAUAGCUUAUUUUGAUCCGAAUAUUGAAAGAGUUGAGGUAAUUGACGCUCUUCUCAAAAAAGAAAUCAAUUUAUGCAAUUUAUCGUGGAUUGGGGGUACUGUUAUACCCAGAUUAGAUUCAAUGAAAGAUUAAUGGAUUAAAUAAAAUAGAUGGUUGGGAUGUUUUGAUAAUUUUGAUGACGAUUCAGAUGAAGAAGGUGAUGUUAGUGGAACAGAUUUAUAAAAUGUUAAUAAUUAAUAAAAAAAAGAAGAGAAAGAUAAAAAAGAUAAGUCGAAUGAAUAUGGAAUUAAAUAUUUAAAAGAAAAAAUACCGUUUUAAUGGUGA